Messenger RNA from Brenthis ino (lesser marbled fritillary), 276 nucleotides. NCBI's taxonomy places the organism in Eukaryota, Metazoa, Arthropoda, Insecta, Lepidoptera, Nymphalidae. The record is from the annotation of a GenBank genome assembly.
AUGUUCAGUUUUCAUUUGGCUGCUUUACAAUCUGAGUUAAUUCCAUACAAUAUGCGGUUCUCCACGCUAAUUGCUUUAGCACUGACUGUAGCCCUAGCGGUAUCACCGCGAUACUGCGAGGGUGCGCGCUUGCGGGGGUUGUCUUUAACUGAAGAGGAGGAAGAUUUUCAUCCAGAACGUACCUAUAGAGAGUAUGGGCUGCUUCGUAACCGCCCAGCAAGAUUCGACAAUUCCUUCGAUGACUAUGGACAUUUAAGAUUCGGUCGCUCUUACGAA